AUGUCCAACUACGGCCUGCCUGGCGGCAGCGGCCAGGGCGACGGAGAUGCAAAUCCCAACUUUGAGUCCCUUCUCGCCCAGCUUCGCCUGCAAUCGUCACCCAGCCCUGGCCCCGGCGCAAAUUCCGGCCCUGACCUCGGCCAGUUCGGCUACAACCACAAUGGCCAGCCUUUCUAUGGCCACCACUCCAACGCCGACUCUCCCAACAUGAGCAGCCACAUGCAGAACACGUUGGAUUCCCCCGCCUUCCUCCCUGAGGCUCCCACACCACCUGUCGGUUUCUCACAUAGCCAAUUUCCUCCCGGCAUGAUGAACCCGAUUGGCGCUGGCCGCAGCGGCGCAUCUGGACCGGGUGAUGGCCGGACUGCCCAUCUGCUGAACCUGCUCAAGUACAGCGGGCAAAACCCCCCUGCCAACUCUCACCAGUUAUCAUCGCGAGAACCCCCAAUGAACUUCGCGCCAGCACCCAUCGCUCCGCCCGUCAUUCACGCCCCUGCCCCCGCAGCUGCUGACCCUACUGGCUUGCUCGCUGCCCUUAUGAAGGGCACGCUGGCCGAGCCAGCCCAGCCAGAGGCGAGCUCGAUAUCUUCUUGGAACCAGGCUUCACCUCCAUCGGGCACCCAGCAAUAUUUGCUGAACCUGCUCAAUAGGCCAAAACCAAGCCAGCACGAGCCGGCGGAUCCGUCCGAGUCCAACGUACUUACUCCGCCUCCCGUCGGGGAGGAUUCGAAGGAUGCCGGCAGCUCACAUGGGGGCCGGUCGGCCGAGCCUACCUUGGUAGGCACCCUGGCCUCGCGAUCCGAGUUCGACUUUGAGCCCAAAGACCUCGAGUCUCCUCCGCCAAAGUUUGACUCGGCGCCACAUUCCCAGCACUCGCAUUCGGGCGUGAAGCAGGGUGUUUUUGCUGGCUACCCUAACACCUUCGACGAGCUCUCGGGUUCGUCUCCUGUUUAUCGGACACCAAAGUCUUCCACUACCCCGGGCGCUUCCAGCUCCAUACUACCUGCCAGCCAUGCCCCGGCGGGCCCGGUCCAGAUCCUCAAGAAGCCAGAACCUGCGCAAUCCAGUCCCGAGCAUACGAAGGUCAAGCCUGACCAUCAUAUUUCCCCAGUCUCCACAGCCAAUGUCGUCAUCCUUCCUCGCAGUGGCGUUUCUCCUUCGUCGCCUGCUCUUAAAACCGAGCCGGAAGAAGCCCCGGGAGCCCCCGAAGCCGAGGCUGAUGAUGCUGAAGUCAAGAAGCAGAGUGUUGCGGAUGCUAUCAACGGACUCGCGGAGCAGGCUAGCCGGGAAGCCACGGAGGCUUUGGCCCGUGCCGAGCAAGAGGAAGUGCAUGGCGAACUUGACCAAGAACCAGAGGAGCAUGCCUCGGGUGUCAGAGCGCAGGAGGAGCCGGCAGAACUGGCAGAGCCGGCUCAGACCGCGGGCGAAGCUGCCAAUACUCUCGACACUGGUGAUAACGCGCGAGUUCCUCCGUCCGCCGCGGCCGCCGAAUCCAAGGACAGCGGAGACGAGGGGGCCCAAUCUGUCCAGGGCCCCGUGGCCGACAGUUGGGAGAGCGCAGAGGCCGACGAGAUAGUUGUCAUCGAGGAAACGGCAGCCCCUGUCAAGGUGUAUAAUUUCCCCAUGAAGCCCUGGAUCACCAUCAGUCUUCAAGAGACGGACGAAGCCCGUCCCGUAUUCCGUGAGGAGGCUAUCCUAGACAUCGCUCGCCUGAAAAAGGACUUUGACCAGGUCGACCGGAACCUUGUCUCGGCUUCCGAGACAUACAUGGCUUAUGGUAUGUCCAAGGCGGGCGGUUUGCGGGUCAUUAGGCAGGAAGAUGGCAAAGAUGCCAAACUGUUCACCGACACCAAGGACCGCAUCUUCAACGUGGCCAUCUCGUCGUCGCCUACUCACCAUCACCCUAAGGAAGCCAUCAUUGGCACCGGAGUCAGCGGCACCGUCUACUGGGUUCAGCUCAAGAACGGCGAUCGCGACCACCUGGAGGAUGCGCACCCCGAACAAUAUGGCUUCGCCCUGCCGCCCAUUUCCGCACAGGAGGGCGGUGAUGCUCCCGGCGGGGUUCUCAAGACGAGGGCCCGCCCAUCUUCGAUGCAUCCCGAGUUCUUCGCCGUCGGCAGGGGCAAGUCCAUCAACAUUGUCUGGCCCUCGUUCAUCUUUGAGAAUGAUCUCUUCAAGAACGCAAAUGACCGGGUUGUCGACACGGAACGGCUUUUGAAACAGUGCUCACUCAAAAUCAACACGGGCAAGGCUGGCAAGGACUUCACCUUUAGCCAGGAUGACACUCUUGUUGUUACCCUGGACAAAUCUGGGCGAGUCAAGUUCUGGGACGUCCGGGAUCUGACGGCGGUCAAGGAGGGGUCGGAGUCUUCAAACCCCAUGCCCGCUCAAACCUCGCUCGAGAUCAAAGAGCCGCUGAUGACGCUAACCACAACGCCCGAGGGUGAGAAGGCGUGGCCCACGUCUGUGAUGCUGCUGGAUAAGUUCCGGCCGUACCAAAAGCGUGCCGCGCUGAGGUACAUGAUUGUGGGCAUGAAACAGAAUCACACUCUCCAGCUCUGGGAUCUUGCGUUGGGCAAGCCGGUCCAGGAGUUCAACUUCCCACACAACAGGGAAUCCGACGCUGUCUGCAGUGUUAUGUACCAUGCCCCAUCCAGCAUGAUUGUCGUUGGGCAUCCGACGCGCAACUCGAUCUACUUCCUUCACCUCUCGGCGCCCAAGUACACCCUCAAGAAUAUAUCUCAGGUGGACUAUAUUCAGCGUCUCGUCGCGCAGGACUCAUCCAUUCCCCAGCCUGAAUCGACUGCCGUUAUUAGCGGCAUUCGCGAAUACUCUUUCGCGAAUAAAGGGGUGCUUCGCAGUCUCAACAUCCUCGAGAACCCCGCCGCUUCGGGCGACGGUGACGAGCCCACACUGUUCGAGCUGUACGCCAUGCAUUCCAAGGGCGUGACCUGCUUGUUCGUCAAGCAAGCCGAGCUGGGUUGGACAAAGGACAACAAAGUCAUUGCUCCUGCCGAUGCCGUAGAGGUCGGGCUCGCCAAGAUAUCGAAGCUUGUCGCUCCGCCACCGCUCCAACCUGCUGAGGCGCAACACUCCAACGUCCAGAGCGAUGCGAAUGCAGCUCCUCAGAUUCGUAUCGCCGUGCGGGGCGGCAAGGACGCCAUGCAGAAGACCACGUCGUCUCAGGGCGAGGACAGAAAGGCCCUAGAGUCAACGACGCCGCCCAAGGCUGAACACAAGGACGAGAACGAGGCGCCGAUUCCGGCGCCCGAGAAGAACGAGAAAAAGGGCCGCAAGAAAAAGGCGGCAGCUGCGGCCGCCGCCGCUGCUGCUGCUGCUGCCAACUCAGACCAUGUGGGCUCAAACGGCGUGGCUGCAUCGCAGAACAAGGCCAACAAGUUUGCUUCUCGCAACAACGAAGCCGCCGACCACGCCGCAGGUAGAAUUUUCGCUGACGUCCCGCUGGCGCCAAAUUCGGUUUCUCAAGAGCACCUCGACGCUGUCGUCACCAAAAUGGAGUCGCGCAUCGUUGCCAAUAUUUCGAGUCGCUUUGACGCUGUCUUCAAUGAGAUUGUGAAGCAAAUGCAAACCUUCCAGGAGAGCCGCGAUUCCGCCUUUGCAAGCAACCAGUCGACCUUGCUGCAGAUGGUGGCAGACGUACUCAACGACAAUACCGAGGCUGUUUUGAAGAAUCUGAUCAUAACGCAAAUUAACAAUCAUGUCAUUCCGUCGGUUCGCAGCACCAUCGACAAAUCAGUCUCCGAUCAGCUGAGCGCGAAAGCAAAUGCACAAGUGACUGCGGUCCAGAAAGAAGUACAGAGGCUCUUGCCCAGCGCCGUCAGCCAGGCCAUGCAGAAGCCUGACAUCAUCAAGACCAUCGUGGACAAAGUCUGCAACAACGUCAACGCCCACAUAGAGGCCCAAAUUGCCGCCUCUUUCAAUGCUGUUGCGCCCGCGCUGGCCAAGACCGCAGCCCAAAGCAUGCACCAGCGCAUUUUGGAUGACGUUAACGGCCGUGUCAGCGAGACAUUUGAAAGGCUGAAGGAGCACCGUAGGGAAGAAGAUGCCAAACUUGACCGGCUCAUCGCCCAGACACAGGAUCUUUCUAGUGCCAUCUCGUCCUUGGCAGCUUCGCAGACUCAGCUCCAGAAAGAUCUUGCUGCUCUGAAACAGCAGAUGAGCGAGCAGGCCCGCGAGCGAGCAUCUCUCAGUGAGUGCCAUGUGCAUGGGCAUGCUCAUUCUCGCGGUAGCGUUGGUUCCCACGGUAUGCCGGCUCCAGCUCCCCGGGAGUUGGUCAACUAUCCUCCUCAGCACCAGCACCAGUCUCCGACCUCGCAUCCAGCUCCGGCGCAACCUUCAUACCCACAGCAGCAUCAGCAUCAGCAUCAGUUUGGUAAUCAGGAGCAACAGGGAGGGUUUGUGGCGACCAGCCGCGAAGACCGUCAAAAGCUGGAGCUCAACAGCCUCAUGGAGACAAUUGAUGGCUUGAUGCGAAGCGGUAACUACGACGACGCUAUGCUGCGCUGGCUGCAGGCAGGUGACAGGACCGAGGAAAUCUUCCAGCAGGUGCUUUCCAACUACAAUCCGAUCUUUGUGCACGAGUUGCAACCUCUGCUCCUGCUCUCUGUUGGCGCCACCGUUUCGGUUGACUUGAAUCGCAACACGCCGAAACUGGUUAAGAAGGUGAACCUUCUGGAGGUUGUGAUUUAUGCUUUCAACCAGAGUCUGGCAUCUUUGGACGAUCAAGUACGCGAGGUCACGCCCAAGAUCAUGACGCUCCUGAAGACGCGGACCGAGCAGCUCUUGCUGGACAUCAGCCGUGUCGCGCCUCAUGAUCCCUCGUUGAAGACACUGUCCGGCAUGAGCCAGCUUGCCGGGCGUAUCGCCGAGAGUGUUCAGAUGCGCCAUGGACCCAUGCAUGCCGGCAGUCACCUGGGCGGUCCAUACUAA
Molecule: messenger RNA, 4950 nt
Organism: Canariomyces notabilis
Lineage: Eukaryota; Fungi; Ascomycota; Sordariomycetes; Sordariales; Chaetomiaceae
Exons: 2
Coding region: 1-4950 (1649 amino acids)
Biological process (GO): deadenylation-independent decapping of nuclear-transcribed mRNA
Cellular component (GO): P-body
Molecular function (GO): protein binding
Source: RefSeq, a predicted model, not a curated record